Messenger RNA from Vicia faba (fava bean), 561 nucleotides. The record is from the annotation of a GenBank genome assembly. Lineage: Eukaryota; Viridiplantae; Streptophyta; Magnoliopsida; Fabales; Fabaceae.
AUGUCACUCUUCAAUCCCACACGAAUCUUCAUUUCAUCACUCCCACACCAAUCUUCAUUUCAUCACUCCCACACCAAUCUUCAUCUCGUCCUCUCACUCUUCUCUCCCUCUCUAAACCUCGUCUCUUCUAACCUUCUUCAAUCUUCUUCAACCCUCCACCACCCUCAAUCUCAAAAGGAAUUUACUUUCUACAAAUCUCUAUACUCUCUUCUCUUUACUGUAUCUCCGAAUCACCAUAGACCGGUUCUGCACCAUCGACCUUCUUCGCAUAACAUCCUCUUCCCACCGUCAAUACAUCUCAACAAUCUUUAUCUCCGCAAGAAUCUUCAGCAAUCUGCGACCUUAAUCUUCAAGAUUUCUAUAGAAACCCCUACAUCACCAUCAUUUUCUUCAAAAACAACACACACGCGCAAUCUUCGACGACAACCACAACAAUUCACAGAAUCGCGGAAGAAAUCCCAAAAGACAGAUAAGAACAUAAUUGAAAGAGAUAUGUACCUGAAUUUAUCUGGUUUGACCAUCUUCAGUGUCGCUGUUCAAGAGUCGUUGGAGCAUCUCUAG